CUUCAGGGCGGCUAUAAGAACUGAGCGUCUGUCUGCUCGGCACAGACAUCGGGGCAGUGAAGACAGACACAAGCUGAUCUCUGAGCAUCAAGUUCAAUCAUGAAGGGACUCAUCAUUCUCGCUCUUUUGGCCGUUUGCAACGCCAACAUCCUGUGGCCGGAGCCGCCCAAGAACAACCUGGAGGUGGUGAAAGAUGCCUUCUGGGACUACGUUGCAAAGGCGACACACACCGCUGAGGAGUCCCUGAACCAGAUCAGGCAGUCCCAGCUGGGCCAGGAAGUGAAUGCCAGGAUCGGUCAAAGCGCCGACACCGUGAAUCAGUACAUCACCACUCUGCGCACUCAGGUGGCUCCUUUGAGCCAGAACUUCAUGACUCAGUUUACCCAGGAGGCCGAGCAGCUGAAGGUUCGUCUGCAGAAAGACCUGGCCGCUAUGGGGACCAACGCCGAGGAGAUGAUGGCAAAGAUCCAGACCAAGGUGGAGGAGCUGAAGAAGGGAACCGAACCCUACGCUGAGGCCAUGGACCCGGAGACCAUGAAGGUCGUCCUGCAGCAAAAGAGCCAGGAGCUGAAGGAGCAGCUGGAGCAGAGCAUGAGCCAGCUGCAGGCCCAGAUGGUUCCCUACACUGAGGACAUGAAGCAGAAGAUGGAGCAGAGUCUGGAUGAGUUUCAGAAGAACAUGAUGCCCCUGGCUCAGAGCUUUGAGGCCCAGGUGGCUCAGAAAACCCAGGAGAUCCAGCAGAGGUUGGCUUCGUAUGGAGAUGAGCUGAGGGAAAGGCUGGACUCCAGCACUCAGGACGUGCAGACUCAGCUGAACAACCUGUGGGACAGCUUCAGUAAGAUGACCCAGUAAACGGACUCUCAGUCUUAAGCUUCAACAAUUAUCACAAAUCAAAUAUUUAUUUUAAAUUCACCCCUGUGUAUUUUAUAAAAUAAAAAUCUUGAAGUUCAAUGAUAUAAUUACCAAA
Messenger RNA from Archocentrus centrarchus (flier cichlid), 967 nucleotides. Its product is annotated as apolipoprotein A-IV-like. Gene Ontology annotation, molecular function: phospholipid binding; phosphatidylcholine-sterol O-acyltransferase activator activity; cholesterol transfer activity. NCBI's taxonomy places the organism in Eukaryota, Metazoa, Chordata, Actinopteri, Cichliformes, Cichlidae. The coding region runs from base 100 to 852 and encodes 250 amino acids. Gene Ontology annotation, biological process: cholesterol efflux; cholesterol metabolic process; lipoprotein metabolic process. The record is from RefSeq and is a predicted model, not a curated record. The transcript is spliced from 4 exons. Gene Ontology annotation, cellular component: very-low-density lipoprotein particle; high-density lipoprotein particle; extracellular vesicle.